AUGGGCCAUACCAAUGCGGCAAAAGUACAGGCAAUUUUUGAAACUGCUAGUAAAAAAGCCUUACUGAUUCCUUGUAUAAUUGAUGACUAUAACCAUUAUAUGGGUGGAGUAGAUAUAGCCAUCCAGCUUCGUGAAUAUUAUGGUAUGGAAAAAAAUAAUACAAACAAAGCAAAUACACGAAGUCAAGUUGAAGAGUUAGCUAAAAAUAUUGAUGCUGAUUUAUCAAGAAUACAGUAUAUAACAAAUAACUCUGAACUUUCUCUAAUAAAAUUAUCUUCGGAAGGGCAUUUACCUAAAUAG
Dentiscutata erythropus is the source of this 300-nucleotide messenger RNA. Lineage: Eukaryota; Fungi; Glomeromycota; Glomeromycetes; Diversisporales; Gigasporaceae. The record is from the annotation of a GenBank genome assembly.